AUGGAUAGCGACAGUGAUGACGAGGACAGCGAUGAUGAGGGGCUCCACGACCUGGACAAUGAGAGCGAAGACGCAUACUCUGGCAUCGAUGAGAACAGCGCCGGCGAAAUUUACGACGACAAUGCCGAUGAUGUAGAGGACAUGGGCCUGGAAGUCCUCAACUCGGCCAGGCGUAGCCCUCGCAAGUCUGCCGUCAGGACCGUUGACCCCCGUGCCGAAGCGGAGAGACUGAAGGCGGAGAAGGCCAAGCGCCUCCCCGAGUUCCUUGCCGGCGCCUGGAAGCUGGCACACGCUCCCCGCAAGGGCAUCAAGAGAGAUGGCAUCAUGGAGCGUUCUUGGAUGAACCGGAUGGUCGGCUUCAUGUUCAAGAACAACAAUGGCAGGCUGCGGACCACUUCCGGUAUGGAGCUCUACACCACCCGUGUUGUCCUGGACCAACCCAGGCCUGGGACACAGACCAAGGCGAGGUAUGGUGAUUGGUCAAACGAAAAGCACGGUGAGAACGAGCUCAACCUCAAGAACUCGUACAUCAAGUGGCUUUGGGACGACGGCAUACCUGGGCAGUCAGUUAAAGAGCCUCUGAAGAUUGAGGAUCGCCAGGCCGUCCGCUGCGAUGAAAACUUUGGUGUCCACCCCCACGGCAAUGAUGCCACUCACCCGAACGGCUUCGUUUGCUGCGAGAGCCGCCAGUCCCACCUCGAGCUCUACAUGAAGCUUCGACGGGAGGAGAUUCUUCGGGAAGAGGAGCUUUCCACCGCCGCCGAGAACGACAAUGAAGGCUUCGAGGGCGAUGAUGACAAUCUGGAGAGCCCCAGUCAGAAGAUCAGCCGCCGUGCUCGGAGCCAGCUGAUCAAACGCGACAUCACUGUCAAACGUCUCAAGGACGAGGUCUAUCCGUGGGAGUGUAACGACUUUGUCAUUUGCACCGAGUGUGAUGACAAGCAGAUCAAGCACUUGAAUCACAAGGCGGCUAGCGGCCACUUCGACGGUGCCCUGCUUCCUCUCUGCGACGACUGCGCGGUAGCCUCUCUCGACAACAACGGUUGGGGCUGCAACGGGUGCACAUGCGACCUGGAGCAUCGCUGCCUCCACCAUCGCAUCCAGCAUCUCGAGGAGCUGCAUGAGGUACGCAACCAAUACAUAAAGUCGCACCAAGUUGAGACGAGUGAUAAUAUCGAGAGGACUCCUCUGUGCCCGCGUUGCCAGAAGAAACCGCCGCCUGCGGUUCCGACGCAUUUCGCAUACAACUGUGUCAAGUGCCACAAUGAUGUCGUCAUCCCUGCUCCCGAGGAUCUCGAAGGGCAGUGGCAGCUCGGUCAUUCUACGCAUCAGCUCUUCGUCCGCAACCUGGACCGUCCAAAUAAGCAUUUGCUGAACUUGAUCCAGCUGGGGUGGAAUGAGAGGUGGAUCUCCUACUUCAGGCGCUUCGCUGGCCAGUCUCGUGAGUAA
Messenger RNA from Lasiodiplodia theobromae, 1449 nucleotides. RefSeq lists its product as uncharacterized. The transcript has a single exon. The record is from RefSeq and is a predicted model, not a curated record. NCBI's taxonomy places the organism in Eukaryota, Fungi, Ascomycota, Dothideomycetes, Botryosphaeriales, Botryosphaeriaceae. The coding region runs from base 1 to 1449 and encodes 482 amino acids.